Molecule: messenger RNA, 1503 nt
Organism: Triplophysa dalaica
Lineage: Eukaryota; Metazoa; Chordata; Actinopteri; Cypriniformes; Nemacheilidae
Product: DNA-directed RNA polymerase III subunit RPC4-like
Exons: 8
Coding region: 1-1239 (412 amino acids)
Biological process (GO): transcription by RNA polymerase III
Cellular component (GO): RNA polymerase III complex
Molecular function (GO): DNA binding
Source: RefSeq, a predicted model, not a curated record
AUGGGAGCAGAACCCCUGGUGGAGCUUCUGGAUGAUGCUCAUCUGAGAGGUGAAGUUGUAAGCUGUCCGGUUCAGCUGCCUCUGGCCGUGUCUGGAUGGGUCUUCAAAGAACAGCUUUGUGAAGAGACCGAGAACACCGAAACUGAACCAAUGAUCACAGACAGCACUGGAGCUGAAGUGAAGGUCAAGCAGGAGCCUUUGGAAGGAUCGCAAACGAAAAAGGCGGAGACAAUGUUCAGACCACCCCCCCUGCCCGAGCCUGGUUUGCUACCUGAUUUACUCGAGGUGUGGAAUUACUGCAAAGAGGAGGAACUUCUCUUCAUGCAGCUCCCUGAUUCGCUCUCAGGCCAACCACCCACCAUUGAUGUCAGGCCUUUAAAAACAGAGGUGCAGUCGAGUGAUGGACAGACUAUGCUGCAGACGACUGAGAACCAGGAGGACUCUCAAGACGAGAACAGUUGUUUUCUUAAGGAUCUGCAGGAGGGUUUGGUGGGGAAGAUGCUUGUAAGAAAGUCAGGCAAAGUGCAGCUUAUCAUGGGUAACGUAACCCUGGACAUGGCCCUGGGAACUCCAUGCACCUUUCUGCAGCUUCUGGAUGAUGCUCAUCUGAGAGGUGAAGUUGGAAGCUGUCCGGUUCAGCUGCCUCUGGCCGUGUCUGGAUGGGUCUUCAAAGAACAGCUUUGUGAAGAGACCGAGAACACCGAAACUGAACCAAUGAUCACAGACAGCACUGGAGCUGAAGUGAAGGUCAAGCAGGAGCCUUUGGAAGGAUCGCAAACGAAAAAGGCGGAGACAAUGUUCAGACCACCCCCCCUGCCCGAGCCUGGUUUGCUACCUGAUUUACUCGAGGUGUGGAAUUACUGCAAAGAGGUGGAGCUUCUCUUCAUGCAGCUCCCUGAUUCGCUGCCAGGGCAACCACCCACCAUUGAUGUCAGGCCUUUAAAAACAGAGGUGCAGUCGAGUGAUGGACAGACUAUGCUGCAGACGACUGAGAACCAGGAGGACUCUCAAGACGAGAACAGUUGUUUUCUUAAGGAUCUGGAGGAGGGUGUGGUGGGGAAGAUGCUUGUAAGAAAGUCAGGCAAAGUGCAGCUUUGUCCAACUCCAUGGGCCUUUCUGCAGGAAUUGGUAUCAGUCAAUACAGAAGGCAGAAGAGGAGAUAUGUCUGUCCUAGGCCACAUUAAACACAAGCUGGUUUGUUCACCCGAUUUCCAGGCUCUUCUAGAAAACAGAGCUUGAGAAUCUGCUGCUGAAACUUCCAAUGUUUCUCUAUGAAGAAACAGCUUCAUACUCCGAACAGUGGGAGAAAAUGUCCCCGUGCCUAGUCACAUAAAAAUGAUUUAUGCUCUUAUUUAUAUAAGAGUUUACAGGUCAUGUGGUAUCCAACAGGGCUUUAUGUGAGACACUCAUGUAUGUACAUAUUGAAGGCUAGUAUAAAUAAGUUUGUAAAAAAAUAGGUUUGAAGUGUAAAAUAUUCAGUUAAUAAAAAGUGCCAUCAAUUGA